Messenger RNA from Erigeron canadensis, 869 nucleotides. Its product is annotated as protein yippee-like At4g27745. NCBI's taxonomy places the organism in Eukaryota, Viridiplantae, Streptophyta, Magnoliopsida, Asterales, Asteraceae. The coding region runs from base 225 to 545 and encodes 106 amino acids. The record is from RefSeq and is a predicted model, not a curated record. The transcript has 2 exons.
UAGUAGAUACCCAUUUUGUAUUUUAUGUUUUUAUAUAAUAAAGUUACAAACUUUAGUCAAAGAAGUGCGUGCAAGUUAUGCAUCAAGAUUUCUUGUUAACAUAAAUUAAAAAAAGUGAUCUUUUUUUGCUUUAUUUCUUUCAUAUCUGACUUGGGUGUAUAACAGAUUCGAAAUUGAGAAAGAAGAAAGUUGAGUGAAUUUUGUUUUUUGGUGUGUGAUCAUCAAUGGCUGAUAUGGUUGGACCAAGAUUGUAUAGUUGUUGUAAUUGUAGAAACCAUGUUGCACUUCAUGAUGAUGUCAUUUCUAAAGCUUUUCAGGGAAGACAUGGUAGAGCCUUUUUGUUCUCUCAUGCUAUGAAUGUUUCAAUGGGACCUAAAGAAGAUAGGAAUCUCAUGACUGGUCUCCACACAGUCGCUGAUGUCUACUGCUCUGAUUGCCGUGAGGUUUUGGGAUGGAAAUAUGAACGGGCUUACGAGGAAACACAAAAGUACAAAGAAGGCAAAUUCAUUCUUGAGAAGUCAAAGAUUGUCAAAGAAAAUUGGUAGUAACUGUUAGUCAUAUAUAAAUAUAUCCUUUCAGUUAUGGCACCUAUGAAUGCAAGUGUAUGGAAUGUCUAUUUAGCGUUCUUCCUAUCCAAUAAUUUCAUGUUGAUAAAGUGUUCUAUUUGUUGGUUUCCCAUUCAUUGUCGAUUCGUCUGUCACUCUGUCCUGUGGAGCCUGUAUUGAAGAUAAUGGAACUCUGUGAACAGCAUUUAUUGGGUUUCUUAGGUUUCUUGUUAAUCAAAUGUUGUAAAUAGUCUUAAUGAUUUGACAAUUGUGAUUCUGUAUAUAUGAGUAAUGCAACUUGAUAAGCUUUUAUGUUGCGUUUUA